AGAUCAAGUUUGAUGAAAAUUACAAACAUCAAGUUUGAGAUCUAAAUUUCCAGUGUGAUGAUAAAAACCCUAAAGUAAUAGAAAGUGUUAACUUUCCAAUGCAAGAAAAUUUCCAAUUAUUGGCCAAUAUUUUGACAAAAGCUUAUCACAAAAAUAUCAAUAUAAAACCUUAAAAAAAUGGAAAGAAUUCUAAUUUUAAUGGUUCCUUUCCAGUUAAAACCACAUUUCAAAACAAUACAAAAGACAAGAAGCAAGUACUUGGAACCAAUAGCGAAUCAGGGGAUGAGGACGAUGAAAUUACUGUCUUUAAAAUGAAGCAACUGGAUUUUGAAGCUGCUGAAGUUUACUUUUAUGAAACAGAGUACUCUUCUUUUUUUUAUGAUGUUGAAGAUUAUGAAUUUCUGAUUGGAACAGGGGAUGUGAAGGGAGAAAAAUUACUUGUGAAAAUCAAGGAUUUAAAGAUAGUACCAAUAAAGCAAGAAAUUAGUGAUACUAUUUCUGUUUUACUCUCAGAAGAUACAAAAAUCAUCAGAAUAAAAGAGAGAAUGGUGUUGGUAGGACCCAAUGCUAAGAUCAAGGCUAUUCAGAGAAAAUUACAUACGAAAAUAGGAAAUGAAGAGAUGAAUACCCCAUGGCAAGAUGACAAAGACACUGAAGAUCAUUCCUCCACUCUUGGGGCUCCAUCUUAUGGAGGGGCAAGAGCCAAAGAUUUGACAAAACAAACAACUGGGAAUACUAGACAGAAAAAUCCAUUUCCUGUCAAAGGCACAACUAAUGAAAUAAUAAUAGGAAAAAGAAAUAUAUAUUCUUUAAAUGAUACUACUUUAUAUAUUGGCUGCACUGGAUUCGAAAUCUCUGUACACAAAGCAGACAUCACUAAACUUAGAGUUGACUGUAUUGUAAAUGAUGCAAACAGAUAUUUAAGACAUGGAGGUGGGGUGGCCAUUGUCAUUUCAAAAGCUGCAGGUUCCCGGCUGCAAGAUGAAUGUGAUAGGUAUAUAGAAGAAUAUAAGUCUGUUCAAGUCACUGGAGUGUUUGUAUCAACUGGUGGAGACCUGCCAGCCAAACAUGUCAUACAUGCUGUUGGUCCAAAGUGGGAUGAUUAUGUGGAUAAGAACAAGUGCACAGAUGAUCUGAGAAGAACAGUUCUCACUUGCCUACUGGAGGCCACAAACAGGGAAAUGUCAACUAUAGCUUUACCACCUAUAAGUGCAGCUAUAUUUAGAGUCCCACAAGAUCUAUGUGCUGAAGCUUAUAUGCAUGCUGUUAAAAAUUAUGAUGCCCUCGUACAACAUAUGAACUUGACAGCUUUGAAAGAAAUUCAUUUUGUUGAUAUAAAUGAUGCCAUGAUUGAUUCUAUUAAAAAAUGUUUCACAAAACAAUGGCAUACGGAGAAAAAAUGUAAGUUCUUUGAAGGAGAUUUAAAUUUUGCUGUUGCUUACAUGAAAAAGCAAAGUCAAGCUUCACAAGUUUCAAGAGAAAACUUGCCCAAGCAAGAUAAAAGAGGAAAGCAGAAUGGUGAUAUUUUUAGCUCACAUACUGAUAAAAUUGGCAAGGCAGCACAUAAAGCAGAAGAAGACAAAAGUGUCCUAUCAAAAAAACAUCCAAACAGUGAAAGAGUUUCAUCAUCACCCAAUUCUCAGUCUUAUAUGGUUCACUCAAAACCCCACAGGUUCGGGAGUUGGUAUCACUGGUUCGGCGGAGCAAGAAAGUCUGAAGCUGGAAGUGAUGUGCAGUUACCAAUAACAGUUACAAAUGAAAAGAUUUGUUCAUGCCAGAAUAAAGGAUUAGACAAUUCAAAAUAUUCAUUGUACACAAAGCAAGAUAAAGAUGAAUUAGAGUAUUCAUUUAAGAUACUGAAUGUAAAUCUGGGUGUUAGCUAUAAACAUGCAUUUGAUUUUAAACCAGAUUUGAUCAUAACAUUGGGUGAUCCUCAUGUUUUAUUUAGUGAACACAGCGACUACCACUCAGCAAAUCUAUUUAUACUUGACAUGGGUGAAAAGAUAAAAAAUGUACAAUCCCUAAAAUUAAAGAGAUCAAGUUUUGUGUUUCGGCUAGUAGUUGAUGAUGUAAAUCAGAUUUCCUUAACAGAAGCCUUUAAAAACCUGACUCAAGCAGUGAAUAUAAUAAAGGAAAAAGUAAAAUCUAUAGUUUUCACCAGCAACUUCCAUUCUAACCCUACAGAAACCCAUAACAAAAGUGUGCUUGACCCAACAGUUGCUAGCUUAUUUGCUCAACAUGUCUGUGAAUUUGCCAGUGAUGCUGCUAAAAAAACGAGUCCUUUAAGAGCAAUCACUCUUACCACAAAUAAGCUUGCAAUUCCAUUCAUUACAGACGUGUUUCAAGCAACAAACUUUAGAGAAAAGAUCAAGUUUGAAAAAGAUGAAUUAAAGGAUAUUUUAGAUCUAAAUUUCAAGUAUAAUGCUGAAACACCUGAAGUAAUAGAAAGUAAAGUUUUCCCAACAGAACAUAAUUUUCAAAGACUUUGCACAAUCUUGAUGAAAGCCUAUGGAAAAAAACACCAAUACAAUAAUGCAUCAGCAAAUUCCUCAAGAAACUUUCAGGAAAAUGAUUCAAUCUCAUACUUAAAUGAUUCUUUGCAAGUAAAAAUGGAUAGCAAUAUUACAGGAAAUAAAGCCUUUCAGAACUACACAGCUGUAGAAAAUGAAAGAAAUGAACAACAUCAUGAAUUUGAAGAUGGAGAUGAAGAUGUGAUGACUUACUAUCCAAUGCAAAAAAAUAUUUUUGAUGCAGCCCGAAGCUACUUCAGUGAAACAGAGUACUCUUAUUUUUUCAAAGAUGCCAUUGAUCAUGAAUUAAAGUUUACACCUAAGGAUGUGAAAGGAAAAGAACUACUUGUAAAACUUAAAAAUUUAAAGGUAGUACCAAUUGAAGAUGAAAAUGUUGAUGUAGUAACUAGUUUGGUGUCAAAUUAUACAAAAAUUAUCAGACACAAAGAAAAGCUGCUGUUGGUAGGACCCACUGAUGAAGUGAUGUCCAUUCAAAAAAAAGGUAAAGAGCAAUAA
This is a messenger RNA of Physella acuta, 3026 nucleotides long. RefSeq lists its product as uncharacterized. NCBI's taxonomy places the organism in Eukaryota, Metazoa, Mollusca, Gastropoda, Physidae. The record is from RefSeq and is a predicted model, not a curated record.